Molecule: messenger RNA, 1843 nt
Organism: Ahaetulla prasina
Lineage: Eukaryota; Metazoa; Chordata; Lepidosauria; Squamata; Colubridae
Product: BPI fold-containing family B member 3-like
Exons: 16
Coding region: 58-1668 (536 amino acids)
Molecular function (GO): lipid binding
Source: RefSeq, a predicted model, not a curated record
CAGGAACCGGGGAACAUCUUGUAAACCCUCUAGUUGACAUAAGGCACCAGAAUCAACAUGCUGAAGGCUUCGGCCCUUCUCCUCCUUUGUGGCCUCCUGCCCAUCUGCCAAGGUGGAGCAGAAAACUUACUAUCUGUGGCCCAGGUGGACAAGACUGUUCUGGAGAACUUACUCUCAAAUGUCCUGGCCAAAGAUGACCUGCUUCAUGGACUUACUGGAGGAGGGAGUCAAAAUGUCCUAGGAGGGUUGAAUGGAGGCCAAAAUGGAGGACCCCUUGAUGGUGUUCUUGGAGGGCAAGAUGGAGGUCUUCUUGGCGAUGUCCUUGGAGGCCAAGAUGGAGGUCCGUUUGGUGGUGUCCUUGGAGGCCAAGAUGGAGGUCUUCUUGGUGGUGUCCUUGGAGGCCAAGAUGGAGGUCUUCUUGGAGGUGUCCUUGGAGGCCAAGAUGGAGGUCUUCUUGGAGGUGUCCUUGGAGGCCAAGAUGGAGGUCCGCUUGGUGGUGUCCUUGGACAAGAAGGUCUCCUGGGGUUGAAGCUUGUGGAUAUCAUCCUUCCUAAAGUCACCCUGAAGCUUUUUCCAGUUGGACUUGGAUUGAACAUUUACACCAAAAUAGUCCUCAGGGGCAACACGAUUCUGGGGGGGGCAUUGACUCUCCUGGUAGAAGUGAACAUCACAGCCAAUGCCCAGCUGGUCCAGGACAGGAGGGGAUCUCCCAAGCUUCUCCUUGAGAAUUGCAGAACCAAUCUUGGUGGCAUUCGGAUUUUGUCUGGGCUCCUUCCAUUGUCCUUGGACAACGUUCUGAGUGUUCUUUUGAAUGAAGUUGUCCCUGGUCUGCUGUGUCCAGUUGUUGAUGUUGUCCUGAACCUUCUCAACGCUCUUCUUGGCACAGUCAACAGUGUGUGUCCGUUUGGCAUUCUUGGACGUCUGCAUUACACUCUGGCUGGCUUGCCGCUGUUCAAGGGUCAACACAUCAUUCUGAAUCUCAAUCUUAUGAUGACCAACCACAACGGCCAACCUGUGGAUUUUCCUGGAGCCCAAAACACCUCUUUGCCUCUGCCUCCCGCGAUGGACCACACGUCUCAGCUGAUGCUUCCCCGCGACCUCCUUUCCUCGGUGUUCCAGAUGCUCGUAUCAAAAGGAGGGUUCAACGCGGACCUCACCGAACUGGCGCUUCGUGGCUCUGUUCCAAUGACAACAUCGGCUCUGCAGUCUGUGCUACCUGAGUUGUCUCAGCUUGGGGCAGAAGAUCUGCCCUUGGUGGUCAAGAUCGGAGUCCGUGCCCUUCCGGUGGUAUCUUUACAAAACGGGAAGGUCCAGAUCCUGCUGGGUGCUGACCUCCAAGUGCUCUCCCAUUCAAAUUCUAGUCUCACCCCGCUCUUUACUGUGAACAUGAAUAUCAACCUGAGUGGAAGUUUCAGUGUUACACGAACCAAACUGGGCAUCUCUCUGGCCUUAGAAAGCGUCUCACUCAGUGUCUCCAACGUGGGUUCCUUUGAUGAAAAUGCCCUUAAGACUUGGAUCACAAACAUCCUUCAGAUCGGAUACCUGCCUCUGAUUAACGUUCGCCUGGACAUCGGAAUUCCACUCCCGAAUAUUUUCAACCUGAAUUUUGCUGACGGUGUGGUGAAAACCUUUGAUGAGAUGGUGGUGAUCAAUAAGACCCCUAAAUAAGACCCCGAAGGAAGAAGACUACAUGGCAGAAGAAUGACCUCCCUUCCCUCGACCCCUUGCCCUAACUUCCUCCUCCGCUGCUUCAGUACCAUUCAGAUUCCACUUUCCUUUGUCCGCCAUGGACAACCUUAUUACCUAAAAUUGUAGACCUCUACCGUCUUCUCUGAGAAUUCAU